Molecule: messenger RNA, 2547 nt
Organism: Megalops cyprinoides (Indo-Pacific tarpon)
Lineage: Eukaryota; Metazoa; Chordata; Actinopteri; Elopiformes; Megalopidae
Gene: prune2
Product: prune homolog 2 with BCH domain
Exons: 12
Coding region: 275-1312 (345 amino acids)
Biological process (GO): apoptotic process
Cellular component (GO): cytoplasm
Source: RefSeq, a predicted model, not a curated record
CUGCGCUCUUCUCCAUCGCACUGCUGGGGCCGUUGGGGGAGCAGGUGAUCAGCAUCUUUAUUUAGAGUCGCAGCCUGGGUCAUGUGACCGCAAAAUGGUGGAGGCAGGGGGAUGCUGAGAGAGACAGAGAGAACGACGGAGAGAGACAGAGAGCACGACUGAGAGAAAGGCAGAGAGAACCGAGUCAGCAUCACAUGCUCUGAAACCAGGGGAGGAAAAGGCAAAGGAGCGCUGAUUUUGGUCUUUAAAGCGGACUGCUCUGGAUGAUGUUGCGAUGGAUGUCCCUCAUGAAGAUGGCAUGAUGAGUCCUGAUGAGGCAGAGAGCAGGCCAGCUCCCCCUUCUUCUCUGGAGCUCCAUGGCGCCCACCCCCAGAGGAAGAAGCUCUCGGCACCAGAGAUAAACCUGUCCCUGGACCAGAGUGAGGGCUCCAUCCUUUCCGAUGAUGCCCUGGACACACCCGAUGACCUGGACAUCAACGUGGACGAGCUGGACACGCCCGAUGAGGCUGACUCACUCGAGUACACCGGCCAUAACACUGAGCUAGAAUGGGAGGAAUCUCAGGCAGCCAGUCAGGAAGUGCCCAGGGAGUCCAGGGAGGCUAUCCCAGAAUACAGUGCAGAGGAAGAGAGGCAGGACACACGACUGUGGCGGACUGUCAUCAUCGGCGAGCAGGAACAUCGUAUCGACAUGAGGAGCAUCGAACCCUACCAGAAGGUCAUCUCACAUGGAGGUUACUAUGGAGACCUCAAUGCCAUCAUCGUCUUUGCCGCAUGCUUCCUUCCCGACAGUAGCCGAGAUGAUUAUCAUUACGUCAUGGAGAACCUCUUCUUGUAUGUGAUCAGCACACUGGAGCUGAUGGUGGCAGAGGACUACAUGAUUGUGUACCUGAAUGGAGCCACACCCCGAAGGAGGAUGCCGGGACUGGGCUGGCUGAAGAAGUGCUACCACAUGAUAGACAGGAGACUCAGGAAGAAUUUGAAAUCCUUCAUCAUCGUUCACCCCUCCUGGUUUAUCAGAACCAUCCUGGCUGUGACCAGACCCUUUAUCAGUUCGAAAUUCAGCAGUAAGAUUAAGUAUGUGAACAGUCUGGCAGAGCUGCGGGAACUCAUUCCUAUGGAGUAUGUGCAUAUUCCUGACAGCAUCGUCAAGUACGAAGACCAAAGGGGUAUUAAACGAUUUGCAUGCAUGAGACUGGACGAAGAGCUGAAGGAGGCAGCAGAGACUGCUAAAUACAGCAGCUUUCUGAAUGGAACAGAGCCCAAACCCCCCUCCCCGCAAAUUGAUCAGACAGUCAACGGGAGCAGCUCUUAGGGGUGGUUCUCAGAACGGUGCAGCUCCACCUUCAUCUGGAGACCUGACAGCAUACUAACAGUCUUAAAUUCCCAGCAUUCUGUAGCUUAUUCCGGUAAAGUAGAUUGCAAAAAAGUAGAAAUAAAUUCAUACCAUGCGUGUGCUAACUUUAUGGAGUAAUAAUAAAUCGAUGGCAGUGCAUCAGCUUGACUGUUAAACAGCUUCCUUUUUCCUAUACUCACUUUCCUUUCUUACCGUUACAACUUGCAGACUGACGCAGAUGAUCAAGCCUUAACCAAUUACUAGAAAAGAAUUUCCAUCAGGAAACAACUCAUAGUGCAUGUUUUUGUCUUUCUUCAAAUGUUAGGAGCUCCAUGAUGUACAAAAGAUUAAAAAACACAAUAGCUUUGUUCUUUUCUGCAAUUAAUAACACCUCAUUUAGAGAAUGUGAACAUAUAUCACUUAAAGAUGUGCUGACCAACUUCUUUGGGAGAGACUGUUUGAGAGGGAAAUGCACUACAGUUGUCUGUCAUGGAUCAUAUUGCUGCAGUAUGGUAUAAAACAGCUUUGCACAUGCAGUACCAGCCACAAGUUUGGACACCUGAUUAAGAUAACGGAAACAUGCAUUCAAAGACAUUAUGAUCUAAAGGCUUUCCCUUAAAACAGAAAAUGUGGAAAACUAUGAGUAGAUGGGUCCAAACUUUUGACUGGUACAGUAUGUGUCAUGGAUAUUUAGAACUUGUUUGUAGAAACAGAAAUCAGUCAGUGAAUGGUCAGGUUGACCUAAUGAUGCACUCACGCAACCAGUUAGUUUCAGUGCAAUGCAAGUUGUUUGAAAGGACCAUGAUAAGCAUGCAAGGUGUCAUGAAAACUGAGUUAUGUGAUAAAAAGACAUUCAUAAAUGUGUUAUCGGUGUCUCACUAACUUGAAUCAAUCAUAGCUUCCUUGGGGGUUGAUGGUUUAGGGCACAUGAAGGCCCCACCAUGUACUGGUCCCUGCAUUUCUGCAUGCCACACAUAGGAAGUAGAUUAUUUAUCACAGGUUACCUAGAGAUGGUAACCUUAGAGACAAAUCACAUCGAUCUUCUUAUCUGGAUUGAUGGAACUAACGAAAAGUGCACACUUCACAGAGGAGUUCCUCUUUAUUUAAACCCUUUGAAAGUUUCCUCAUAUGCUGUAAAGAAAUGUUCUUCUUCACUCUAAUGCAAUAAGUUGUAUGACUAAAUUAACUAUUCUAUCUAAUCUAACUAUCCUGUA